GUCUCUCUUUUCCUCUAUUUCCUUCUUCUCCCCUCUAUAUAUUUUCCAAACGCCCUCUGAUAGAGAGAGAAUAAACUCUUCUCUCUAUAACUCUCUCUUUCUCUCUCUUGGGGCUCCUCCAAGGCGAUUUUAGGGUUGGAGAUCGGUGUAAAGCACCGAUUUUUUGAACGGAUCUUUCUCUGCCAAACAGGAGAGUUGGUAAAAUGGAUCAUGAUGAGACUGGAUGCCAAGCUCAUCCAGAGGGUCCCAUUUUGUGCAUCAACAAUUGUGGGUUCUUUGGAAGCCCGGCAACUAUGAACAUGUGUUCCAAGUGCCACAAAGAUAUGAUGUUGAAACAAGAGCAGGCUAAACUUGCUGCAUCAUCCAUAGACAGCAUUGUUAAUGGAUCGUCAAGCAACAAUGGAAAGGAACCUGCUAUUGCAUCCACUGUGGAUGUGCAAGUUGAUGCAAAGGAGCCAAAGAUCAUUUCUGUGCAGUCAUCCUUUUCUUUUGGCUCUGAGGGGAGUGGCGAGGCCAAGCCAAAGGAGGGUCCAAACCGGUGCAGCACCUGCAAGAAACGAGUUGGUUUGACAGGAUUCAAUUGUCGAUGCGGUCACCUUUUCUGUGCAACACACCGCUACUCAGACAAACAUGACUGCCCUUUUGAUUAUCGCACUGCUGCACGGGAUGCGAUAGCUAAAGCCAACCCUGUUGUCAAGGCAGAAAAGCUGGAUAAAAUCUAAAUCUGAUGGGAUGAAGUGCAUGAACUGAAUAUGAUGUCUUUUCAUCCCUGAGAUUUCUGAUGAUUUGGCUGCAUAUCUUAUCAGGUGUUCUUUUAUAUUGAUGUAUUUCCUUGGAGGCCUGACAGUCCCGACAUCUCUGCAGUUUGAAGAACUUUAUAUUCCAUGUGAUUGGCGAGAUUUGUUUAUUGGCUACCUGUUUCUUAAGUCUUUGUCUGUGCUGGUUUGGUGGACAUCAUCAUGGUUAGGUUUGUAAUAUGUCAUUCUGGUUCAAAUGGCAUUUCUAUUUAGUAGUAAAUCUCAAAAUGGUAUGUGCAAUUCCCAAAUGAUAUGGAAGACAUCCAUGGAUAUCAUCAUGGCUAUCUUUGUAAAUUAUGUUUCUGCUCUCAUGGUAUCUUUCUAGUAAUACAUAUCAAAUUGCACCA
Messenger RNA from Vitis riparia (riverbank grape), 1144 nucleotides. RefSeq names its product zinc finger A20 and AN1 domain-containing stress-associated protein 8. Bases 204 to 722 code for a protein of 172 amino acids. Gene Ontology annotation, molecular function: zinc ion binding; DNA binding. The transcript is spliced from 3 exons. NCBI's taxonomy places the organism in Eukaryota, Viridiplantae, Streptophyta, Magnoliopsida, Vitales, Vitaceae. The record is from RefSeq and is a predicted model, not a curated record.